This is a messenger RNA of Pseudonaja textilis, 4206 nucleotides long. RefSeq names its product leucine rich repeat containing 8 VRAC subunit A (gene LRRC8A). Gene Ontology annotation, cellular component: cytoplasm. NCBI's taxonomy places the organism in Eukaryota, Metazoa, Chordata, Lepidosauria, Squamata, Elapidae. Gene Ontology annotation, molecular function: protein binding. The record is from RefSeq and is a predicted model, not a curated record.
GUCGCCGCGGAGUGGUGCAAUGAGGGACUGAGGGGCGGACAAAAGACGGAGCUCCGCCGCGGGAGGCGCCACCAGGAAAACGACUUCCAUGGCGUUUGGAGACCGGCUCCCGACUCAGGAUCACUCCCGGGCCAAUAAUUUUGAACUCCAGCACAGACUGCUGAAGUGCAGAUAGCAGAGAGGAAUUAAAAGAAAAUCCAGCAACCAUUUUUGGGGGGAAGAGACGGGGGGGGCCAUCCCAGGAAUGACCGGUUUGGUGAGCCAUGAUUCCCGUCACGGAAUUGCGCUACUUCGCCGAUACCCAGCCGGCGUACCGCAUCCUGAAGCCCUGGUGGGACGUCUUUACGGACUACAUCUCCAUCGUGAUGUUAAUGAUCGCAGUCUUUGGUGGGACUCUCCAGGUCACCCAGGACAAAAUGAUUUGCUUGCCUUGCAAAUGGGUCACCAAAGACGUUUGCAACGACUCUUCCCGCGAAUGGACGGCUGCAAGCAUGGACUCCGGUUACUAUAAUGCUUCCCUGGGGACGAACCUGGACCCUGGGCCCACCGGGAUCAAGUACGAACUCGACCGCCACCAAUACAACUAUGUGGAUGCCGUGUGUUACGAAAACCGCCUUCACUGGUUUGCCAAAUAUUUCCCCUACCUCGUCCUGCUGCACACACUCAUCUUCCUGGCUUGUAGCAACUUCUGGUUCAAGUUCCCCAGGACUAGCUCCAAGCUGGAGCACUUCGUCUCCAUCCUCUUGAAGUGCUUCGACUCUCCGUGGACCACGCGGGCUCUGUCUGAGACGGUGGUGGAGGAGAGCGAUCCUAAGCCGGCUUUUGGGAAGAUGAACGGCUCCAUGGAGAAGAAGUCCUCCAACGUCAGCGAAGAUGUGGAGGCCACCGCCCCGAUGCUGCAGAGGACCAAGUCUCGGAUCGAGCAAGGCAUCGUGGACCGCACGGAGAAUGGCGUCCUGGACAAGAAGGAAGGGGAGCAGGCCAAAGCUCUCUUCGAGAAGGUCAAGAAGUUCCGGACCCAUGUGGAAGAAGGAGACAUUGUCUACCGCCUCUACAUGAGGCAGACCAUCAUCAAGGUCAUCAAGUUCAUCCUCAUCAUUUGCUACACGGUCUACUACGUCAACAACAUCACCUUUGACAUCGACUGCAAGGUGGACAUCGAGAGCCUGACUGGCUACCGCAUGUACCGCUGCGCUCACCCGCUGGCCACCCUCUUCAAGAUCUUGGCGUCCUUCUACAUCAGCCUGGUGGUCCUCUAUGGCCUGAUCUGCAUGUACACCCUCUGGUGGAUGCUCCGGAGAUCCCUCAAGAAGUACUCCUUCGAGUCCAUCCGGGAGGAGAGCAGCUACAGCGACAUUCCCGACGUCAAGAACGACUUCGCCUUCAUGCUCCACCUGAUCGACCAAUAUGACCCUCUCUACUCCAAGCGUUUCGCCGUCUUCCUCUCGGAGGUGAGUGAGAACAAGCUCCGGCAGUUGAACCUCAACAACGAGUGGACGCUGGAGAAGCUGCGCCAACGGAUCACCAAGAACUCCCAGGACAAGCUGGAGCUGCAUCUGUUCAUGCUGAGUGGCAUUCCCGACACGGUCUUCGACCUGGUGGAGCUGGAGGUCUUAAAGCUGGAGCUCAUUCCCGACGUCACCAUCCCGCCCAGCAUCGCCCAGCUCACCAGCCUCAAGGAACUCUGGCUGUACCACACGGCGGCCAAAAUCGAGGCCCCGGCUCUGGCCUUCUUGAGGGAGAACCUGAAAUCCUUGCACAUCAAGUUCACGGACAUCAAGGAGAUCCCCCUGUGGAUUUACAGCCUGAAGAACCUGGGAGAACUUCACCUGACGGGGAACCUGAGUGCCGAAAACAACCGCUACAUCGUGAUCGACGGCCUGCGGGAGCUGAAGAGGCUCAAAGUCUUGAGGUUGAAGAGCAACCUGACCAAGCUGCCCCAGGUGGUGACGGACGUGGGCGUCCACCUGCAGAAGCUGUCCAUCAACAACGAAGGCACCAAGCUCAUGGUGCUCAACAGCCUGAAGAAGAUGGUCAACUUGACGGAGCUGGAGCUCAUCCGCUGCGACCUGGAGCGCAUCCCUCACUCCACCUUCAGCCUCCACAACCUCCAGGAGAUCGACCUCAAAGACAACAACCUCAAGACCAUCGAGGAGAUCAUCAGCUUCCAGCACCUCCACCGCCUCACCUGCCUUAAGCUCUGGUACAACCAAAUUGCCUACAUCCCCGUGCAGAUCGGCAACCUGACCAACCUGGAGCGCCUUUACCUGAACCGCAACAAGAUCGAGAAGGUGCCCACCCAGCUCUUCUUCUGCCGGAAACUUCGCUAUCUGGAUCUCAGCCACAACCUCUUGACUUGCAUACCGGCGGAGAUCGGGGCAUUGCAGAACCUGCAGAACCUUGCAGUGACGGCCAACAGGAUCGAAGCUCUCCCCGCCGAGCUGUUCCAGUGCCGGAAACUACGGACGUUACACCUGGGCAACAACGUCCUGCAGUCGCUGCCGUCCCGGGUGGGCGAGCUGGCCAGCCUGUCUCAGAUCGAACUGCGAGGCAACCGCCUAGAGUGCCUGCCGGUGGAGCUGGGCGACUGCCCCUUGCUGAAGCGCAGCGGGCUGGUGGUGGAAGAGGACCUCUUCAACACCCUGCCCUUGGAGGUCAAGGAGCGGCUUUGGAGGGCGGACAAAGAACAAGCUUGACCCCCCCUCCCCGCCCCCCCCGUCGCCGGACGAAGGCCAUGCCGCUGACCUGGGGAGCUCGCAAGCUCGCCCGUUUUCCCCCUGUCUCCGACCCCCAGGAGUGGCGGUGGUGCAGGGGGACCCUAGGCUCACCCCACUUCCCCUGCCCCCCCCCCCCCCGUACUCUGGAAACCCUCACCCCGAGCGGGGCGUGGCUCCCGGACCGACAGCCCCAAAGGAUCGGGAGCGGCUGGGAAAACGUCCCCUGCCUUCAGGAAGGAGAGGAGAAAGCAGAACAGACUCCGCGGAAGGGAUAAUUGGCUCUCCGCGCAGGCCGGAAGUGGGAAGUGUUCCUCCCAGCUUGCUAGCAAGGAGACUCUGGGGGAUGGCGCGUUGGGAGGAACUGGGCGUCGGGGCAGAGAGACUGAUGCUGCUGCUGCUGCUGUUUCGUCUGGUUGGGACCCAUCCUUGAACGCCGCACCCCGUCCGGAGGGGAGAAGGGCGUCCAGCUCUCCAGCCACACCUUGAACCAAGUUCAGUUCUGGCUUCCCAGCAAGGACCCUCUCCAAGAAAUGGAUCGGGGAAGGUCCAGCCUUUAUUAUUUCUUUCCCCCAUCACCACCACCACGGUGGCAUUUUGUUUGUUUUUUUAAAAUUGUACUUCACUUUAGAGUCCUAUUUACAAAAGUCUGACUUAAGCCCCCUCCGUCCUGGAGUUUCCCCCCCCCCCCCACACACACACCAAAUCUGAGAUUUCCCCAAAUCUUGAUGGCUUUGGUUCUGACAGAAAUCUCUCCAGAGUGUGAGAUCGAAAGGAUUUCCACGUGGAAGGAGGCCAGUCUGUAUUUUUCCGUUAAAGAAAAAAAAUGUCUUUGCAAUUAUAAAAGCAUUCAAUGCCAGGUGGGCAGAGGGAGUUGUAAAUUUUUAAGCUGGCCUUUGACAUUCCUUAUAAGACUUAAGACACGGUUACAAGUUGAGAAAUGCCCGUCGGAGGGGACGAUCAAAACACUAAACCGGAACCCUUCAUGUCUUUCUUUUAUCUUUUAUCCUGCUUAUACCAGCAUCUUUCCCGGAGAUUUUAAGGCUCCGUCAACGUUCCCUGUUCCCUUUGCGAUUUUUCUUUUAAAAUAACAGCUGGUCUGUUUUUCGCUGUUUUCGUCUUGGAAGCCUUGGGGACAGGAAUUUUGCCUCCGUGAUCGGCUCGACGCAGCACCAAGUCUUAAAAAGUUGUGGCAACGGUUGGGGAGAAAGGGGGUUGGUUGUAAGGGGGGGUGAGGCGGAAUGCAUUUCUUUGCGAGGAAGCGAAGAAGGAGUCGAAUUUGCACUAUUGUCCAGCACGUCUGUCCUAGCAAAAAAUUAUUAUUUUUUUGACAAACUCCCUCUUCCUACAUGUGGCCUAAACUUUCUAGAUUUCUAACUGGAAAAUUCCACCUGCCAGGUGAACAAGGAAUUAAGUUCCCACGGUUGGAGUCAUAGUCUCACCCUAUCCAGAAGAACUGGGACUUACUGAAUGUGCAAUUCCUAUAUAUAUA